AUGACAGAUAUGACAUUGCCUGACCCAGCUCCAGCACCAUAUUAUUAUGACUAUGGAGAUGACGUCAGAACACCACAUGUAGAUGAACAAAAGCUAACAUUAUAUUUAGAUUAUUAUAGAUAUAAAAGAUAUAAUGCAAUAGAAAAAACGAGAAUAGUAUACUAUUAUGAAGAUGACAGAAAUAAAUAUUAUAGUCAAGAUUUUACCUACCCUGAAAACAUAAGAUUAUAUUAUAAAAAAUAUUCUGACACAAACCAGAAGAAACCUGAAAUAGUUGCACUAUAUUUUAAGUUCAAAAGAGACAAUCCUAUAAUGUCUCAUAUGUUUGAUUUAAUGAACCCAGUAGGUUCUAUUUAUACAUCUAUGGAAGCAAGAGGUCCUCAAGUAAUGUUUGGUGUUGGUGCAUGGGAACAAAUAGUCGACAGGUUUUUGUAUUGUGCAAACUCUUCAAAGGAAACAGGUGGAAGUAAAACGAUUUCAGGUGAAAAUUUACCUGCACACAGUCACUACAUAGAUUUAAGUACAUCUCAAGCAGGUUGGCAUAAGCAUAGAUAUUGGGAUUGGUCAGGAAUGACAAAAGGUAAAGGAUAUGAUGUUAAAGACGACGUUAAGUUUGCUAUAAAUUGUUACUGGAGUGACACUCAGGGAGAAGGAAACCAUACACAUUUCGUUUCAGGAUAUACGCAAACAACGGGACAAAGUAAAGAAUACAUGCCACCUUACAUGACAGUUUACGCAUGGUAUAGAAUUGCUUAG
This is a messenger RNA of Trichomonas vaginalis G3, 756 nucleotides long. RefSeq names its product phage tail repeat-like family. The record is from RefSeq and is a predicted model, not a curated record. The transcript has a single exon. The coding region runs from base 1 to 756 and encodes 251 amino acids. NCBI's taxonomy places the organism in Eukaryota, Parabasalia, Trichomonadida, Trichomonadidae.